GCAACAUUUACUACACCUUGGGAAACAUUUCACCAGAACGAAGAUCAAGUUUGAAUGCUAUUCAGCUUGUGGCAAUAAUAAACAGCAAGCAUCUAAAGCAGUAUGGCAUUGACUCAAUCCUUGAGGUUAUCAUGGAUGAUGUCAGUCAACUUGAACAGGUAGGCCUACCCGUCUUUUGUAAUCUACAAUACAUUUAGGAAUAAGUCCUUAAUUUUUCAAUUGAUCCUCAGUUCAACUGCAUUUUAAAUUUAUAACUAAGGAUUUGUUUUCUUUUUUGCUUUACUUUUGUAGGAUGGUGGUUAUGCAUUUGAAAUAGAUCGUGAAUUGCGUUCAUUUAGAGGAACUAUUGCAUAUAUAGUUCAG
Molecule: messenger RNA, 363 nt
Organism: Paramuricea clavata
Lineage: Eukaryota; Metazoa; Cnidaria; Anthozoa; Malacalcyonacea; Plexauridae
Source: the annotation of a GenBank genome assembly